AUAUCUUGUAGUAUCAAGUUGUUAAACUGUGUUGUUUUAAUAAAAAAAAAAGCACUUUUACUUUGUAUCAUUUACAAAAUUAUUUUCUUACGACUAAUUGAGAAACUUUGCUAUCAUCUCUACCAUGGCGGGUUUUAUUACUUGGCUGAUUAUAACUGUGUUCGCUACCAUUUUUUUCGUUCAAAUCCAUGGGAAUACAGCUACGAUCGCGGAACCUAAAGCGCCUAAUUUCCAGUAUUUCGAACGGCCAAGAUAUCGCUAUCCUUAUUACGACGAAAAUGGCAAGGGAAAGUUGCUAUAUGGCUACGGUGGACCAGAGCUGUAUCAAUAUAAAACUUAUAGUCCUCUUGAAGGAAUUCAUUAAUAUAAUUUUCUCUCUCUUUUUUAAAAAAAAUUAUUGGUAUAAUUCCUCUCUCUUGUAGAAAUUCACUUUUUUAUUAAAUCUAAAGAUUAGAAAUUUAAAUAAAAUAUACUUGUAUAUAUGUAAAAUGUAUUAAACAUUUAAAAAAUAGAUGUUGUUAUUGAUAUGCCCUUCCUCACAAAAAAUCGAUUCGAAUAUAUCUACAUAAUACAAUAUACGAGUAUUCUUCAGAAAUUCAAAUUACUUAAUCUAAAUGAUAUCUCGAAAACUAGCGUUAUAUUAAAAAAUGUUUUAGAAGAAUUAAUGGAUUUCAAAGGCGUGAUAUCUAUACUGACUUUAUGUGUGUGGAUAGAUAGGUCGAGAUCAUUUAAAAAUUUUGAGAGAUGGCGAACCCCAUUUUUUAUUAUAAAUUAUUGUAUCUUAUGUCAAAUCGUUUUCAAAAUGGUACGAUAAAAUUUUUUUCAUCAAGAACUUUCCGAAUUUUUUGAAUGGAAGCUUUCCAAUGAUUGAAAUGUCCCCAAAUUUUUUAUUACUAACUCCAUAUGUAGAUAGAGAUCAUAAUAACAGUUGCGAUUGCCAAUCCCAAAAUCUAUUAAACGAUAAUUCUGAUAAUAAUCUCGAAUUGUAAUUUAUCGAUGUACUUAUUAUAAUGUAAGUUAUGGAAUUGAGAAAUUAUGGUCAAUAUCAAAUAUAUCAAUCACUAGCGCAAUAUUGUAUUGCAACUUGUAACGAUAUAUUUCUCCAAAACGGCCGAUGCGACGUUUCAUAAAAAUAUUCACAUUAGAAUUUUGGAUCAUAUUUUUGUUUAAAGAUGUGUAAAGCAAAAAUAAAAACAUUUCUCGCUUUCGUUAAAACGAAUUCAAGCUAUCAAUUAAGUCUAUUAGGAACUUGAUCGGUUCAGCUAUUAUUAAGACUUAAUACUCCAAAGUACUCUCAAUUAAACGGCUCGCAUAAAUAUGAUCUUGUUGAUAUUACUGUGUUUCUUGAUACGUCGCGUUUCGCAGUUUGUGGAAUUAAUAAGGAACAUUAUAGAGCGUUUAUUUUCGCUGAUUAGAACUGUAUUCUUAAAUGCAAUCGAUUUGUAUGACUGUGAUAUUAAUUACAAUAAGUUUUUUUUUUUUUACUUACUCGGUAAAAUGCUGCAUGAUUCGCUUCUCUUCAAACGUGAAUUGAUCGACAAUGAAUGAAUAAAUGGCGGAAUCGAUGUUUCUUCCCACAAAUGGAUCUUAAAAAUUAUGCACAUUAUUUAGAAAAGUGUGUAAGAGAGAAAUACAAUGAUUCGGUGCAAACAUUGCUUUGGACUGCACUCUACGACUAUAUUAUAGAUAUAAUAUUGUUAAAAGUCAUUUUGAUCUAUCAAACGUGCAUGGAAUGUGCAGUACCUUCGCUAUCAUUUAUAAUAAGGUGAUUCAUUCAGUCUCACUUGACGAGACAAUAAUGAAAUAUAAUCUAAUAGCUACAGUCUAUGUAAUCUACUACAUUGUUAUCGAAAUGUUUUAUCUUUCUAUGUGUGAUAUAUUACUGUAAAAAAUAGAGUCGAAUAAUUUGUAAACGGUGAAAAAAGCCCGCAGUCACUGCGCAAUCAAUACAUAGAAUCUUUGUCGAAAGAAUAUUAUUCUUUUCUGCGCGUAUUAACUGCAUACGUGACGAGAUUACGAAUGUGCAAGCAUAGUUGAGUAGAUGUGAGUUAGUGAGAAGUAAAAUGUGUCGAUUAUAAACGCGAAUGCGAUUGCAUAUGUAUCGAGAUAUCGCCGAGCGAUAAUUGAUUUAUUCGUUAUGAUGUUUGUCCGCCUUGCUCUCGCCGGCAGACUGUAACUG
Messenger RNA from Formica exsecta, 2179 nucleotides. RefSeq lists its product as uncharacterized. Bases 125 to 364 code for a protein of 79 amino acids. The transcript is spliced from 3 exons. NCBI's taxonomy places the organism in Eukaryota, Metazoa, Arthropoda, Insecta, Hymenoptera, Formicidae. The record is from RefSeq and is a predicted model, not a curated record.